Gryllus bimaculatus (two-spotted cricket) is the source of this 2113-nucleotide messenger RNA. The record is from the annotation of a GenBank genome assembly. NCBI's taxonomy places the organism in Eukaryota, Metazoa, Arthropoda, Insecta, Orthoptera, Gryllidae.
AUGCGGCCAGCAGAGCGGGCUGCUCACCCAUUCUCCAGUCGCGGCCACCAGCUCGUCUCCGUAGCGAACCAAAUCUACUGCCAGGGAGACCUCCUGCGCGUGAUCCAGAACGCUCAUCUCUACACCGACUCCAAGACGUUUAUCGACAAGAAACUCCUGCAGUCGCCCGCCGACACGCUGGCAGAUUUCGAUGCCUUCAUGCAGACCUACAAGAACGCGCCCACCAACGCCCAGAUCCAGAGCUUCGUCGACGCGCACUUCGCCGACGGAGACGAGCUGGUGGCCGUCGACCUGGAGGACUGGGUGGAGCAGCCCGCUCUGCUGGGCCGCAUCGCCGACCCGCAGCUGCGCGACUGGGCCUCGCAGCUCAACGUCAUCUGGAAGAGCCUCAGCCGCAAGGUCAACGACACCAUCAAGGACCACAGCGACCGCUACUCCAUCAUCUACGUGCCCAACCACUUCGUGGUGCCCGGCGGCCGCUUCCGGGAGCUCUACUACUGGGACACGUACUGGGUGGUGCGCGGCCUCAUCCUCAGCGACAUGACCUCCACCAUCAAGGGCAUCUUGGAGAACUUCUUCUACCUGCUCGACAACUACGGCAUCAUCCCCAACGGCGCGCGCGUCUACUACCUGCAACGCACGCAGCCCCCGCUGCUCACGCCCAUGGUCUACGAGUACUACCAGGCCACCAAGGACGCGGCCUUCGUGCGCGACCACAUCGCCUUGCUGGAGCGCGAGCUUGAUUUCUGGUUGAAGAACCGCACGCUGCAAGUGAACAAGGACGGCAAAACCUACACCCUCGCCCACUACUACGCCCCGUCCAAGGGCCCGCGCCCGGAGUCCUACUGGUACGCUCUCAUAGCUCUUGACGACGAUGAUGCAUGCUCGAUGGAGGGAAGACUACACCAACGGCGAGAUCUUCGCCGACGAGGACCGGAAGGAAGAGUUCUACGUCGACCUCAAAUCGGCCGCCGAGUCCGGGUGGGAUUUCUCCAGCCGCUGGUUCAUCACUGACGGCACCGACGAAGGCAAUCUGACGGCCAUCCACACCAAGUACAUCGUCCCGGUGGACAUCAACGCCUUCGUGUACUAUCACGCUGACCUCCUGUCCCAGCUGCACAGCGAGUUGGGUGAUGUUGACAAAGCCGCCUCUUACAAGCAGAUUGCGACGCAGCUCCGAGAAGCGAUUACGGCGGUGCUGUGGAACGACGAAUUAGGCUCCUGGUUUGACUACGAUCUUCUCAACAACAAGCAGCGCACGUAUUUCUACGCAUCAAAUAUGGCUCCUCUGUGGACUAAAGCAUACGACCUGGCCAACACGGCGCAGAUCGCGCGGAAGGUGACCGCGUACCUCAAGAGCCAAAUGUUGUUGGAUUUCCCGGGCGGGAUCCCCAUGUCGCUGAAGAACAGCGGGCAGCAGUGGGACCUGCCCAACGCGUGGCCUCCCCUCCAGCACAUUGUCAUCCGCGGCCUCCAGGACACGCAGGAGCCCAGCGCGCAGGAGCUGGCCUUCGAACUGGCGCAGCACUGGAUCGCCUCCAACUUCAAGGCCUUCCAGGACACACACGAAAUGUUUGAGAAGUACGACGCUGAGUUGUUCGGCAAAUAUGGAGGUGGGGGAGAAUAUGUGGUACAGUCGGGCUUCGGCUGGACCAACGGCGUCGCUCUGGACUUCCUCAACAUGUGGUCUGACCGUCUCGUCGCCAACACAACUUCCAGCUCAGAGUGACGAGGACGUCACUUAAGUCAUCAUAUUGUGAACUGGAGAAUUUUUUUGACUUGGCAUCUAAUUCCAGCUCCAGUUACAGCACUUAAUACUCAUCACAUUUAUUCACUGCGCUUAAAAAAACCUAACAAGAAUUUAUGAGACCUGAGAUUUCAAAUGUAAUUAUUUUUAUUUCCAGAAACUCAAUGAAUUUUAUUGUUUCUACCUACAGUACCAUUGUAUGUGUAUGUUCUUCUGUACAUUUAAAAAAUACUGAGUUGGCUACAGUUAUUUGAAUUAUUAUGUAUAUAACAACAAAUGAGACAAUGUUUCAGAUUAAGAUACUUUAUAAUCAGUAAGCUUGUUAUCUUUUGGGGAUGUAAAUAAACUGAAUCAGCAUCUGUAUAA